Acanthopagrus latus (yellowfin seabream) is the source of this 3099-nucleotide messenger RNA. RefSeq names its product cytochrome P450 2F2-like. Gene Ontology annotation, cellular component: intracellular membrane-bounded organelle; cytoplasm. The transcript is spliced from 11 exons. Gene Ontology annotation, molecular function: iron ion binding; heme binding; oxidoreductase activity, acting on paired donors, with incorporation or reduction of molecular oxygen, reduced flavin or flavoprotein as one donor, and incorporation of one atom of oxygen. Gene Ontology annotation, biological process: xenobiotic metabolic process. The record is from RefSeq and is a predicted model, not a curated record. The coding region runs from base 147 to 1610 and encodes 487 amino acids. NCBI's taxonomy places the organism in Eukaryota, Metazoa, Chordata, Actinopteri, Spariformes, Sparidae.
AUACAGAGAAUCAAAGUCCACAGAGGAGUGCACAUGGAGUGCCUGCAGCUGACCAGAGGAGGCAGGGCUAGGAGCUGAGCUGCACCUCUCCUCCAGAGUCUAUCAGCCUGCCUCUGCAGCUCCGCUCACUUCAGUCCAGUUCCAUCAUGAUCGCCUCGCUCCUCCUGCUCUGGGUCUGCGUUGUCAGCAUCCUCCUUCUCCUCAAAUCAUGGAGACCCAAAAACUUUCCACCGGGACCAAUCAUCCUGCCAAUACUGGGGAACAUUUUGGAGCUGAGCCUGGAGAACCCCUUGAAGGACUUUGAGAGGCUGAGGAAGAUUCACGGAAAUGUCUACAGUCUGUACAUCGGUUCCAAGCCAGCUGUUGUCAUCAAUGGGUAUAAGGCCAUGAAGGAGGCUCUCAUGUCCACUGAGUUUGCCGGACGACCCCAAGACCUGUUUGUCAAUGACACCACCCAGAGGAAAGGAGUGAUUCUGGCGGAUUAUGGCUCUAGCUGGAAGGAGCAUCGUCGCUUUGCCUUGAUGACGCUGAGGAACUUCGGUCUGGGGAAGGAUUCCAUGGAGGAGAGGAUCCAUGGAGAGCUACAACACGUCAUUAAGACACUGGAAAAGAGCAUUGGCUCAACCUUGUCUCCUCAAGUUAUGUUUCAUAACGCGUCGUCCAACAUCAUCUGCCAGGUUCUGUUUGGUACACGCUAUGAGUACGACGACGUGUUCAUCAAAACAAUUGUACAGUGCUUCACUGAGAAUGCCAAGAUAGCCAAUGGACCAUGGGCCAUGCUGUAUGACUCUUUUCCCUUGAUCCGUAGCCUGCCACUGCCCUUCAUGAAGGCCUUUAAGAAUGUUGAGACUUGUCAGAAAAUUGCAAAACGUCUUUUGGCCGAGCACAAGAGCACCAGAGUCCCUGGAGAGCCGCGAGACUUUGUUGACUGCUACUUUGAUGAAAUGGAUAAGAGAGGCGACGACGGUUCUUCAUUCUCAGAGGGUCAGCUCUCCAUGUAUGCUCUAGAUCUUCACUUUGCCGGGACGGACACUACCUCCAACACCCUGCUCACUGGUUUCCUCUACCUCAUGGGCCACCCACACAUACAAGAGCGUUGUCAACAGGAGAUCGACACAGUGUUGGAAGGGAAGGAAAAGGCCACUUUUAACGACAGACACAAUAUGCCUUACAUGCAGGCUGUGAUCCAUGAAGUGCAGAGGGUAGCCAACACCGUCCCGCUCAGCGUUCCUCACUGCACGACUAAAGACACAGAGCUGAUGGGACAUUCCAUUCCCAGAGGUACACUCAUCAUCCCUAACCUGACCUCUUUGCUGAAUGAGGAGGGACAGUGGAAAUUUCCAAAUGAAUUCAACCCUGAAAACUUCCUCAACGACCAGGGAGAGUUUGUUAAACCUGAGGCUUUCAUGCCGUUCUCCGCAGGCCCUCGUAUGUGUCUCGGAGAGGGUCUGGCCCGGAUGGAGCUCUUCCUCAUCAUGGUGACGCUGCUUAGGAAGUUCAAGUUCACCUGGCCGGAGGACGCAGGGGAGCCAGACUACACACCAGUCUAUGGGGUUACUCUCACUCCCAGACCUUAUCUCAUGAAGAUCGAAGCCAGAGCAACUGCGUAAUGCAGUCUUGUGGACGCACAGCAGAAACAGUGGAGGUUAAUCCAGAUCAACACUAGCAGAUGUGAACAAAUAUGGUGAAAAGGAUAGAGGGCUGUAAUAGCAUUUACAAUACACUUAGGGCCAUCAUUGCAUCUGCUUAGGCUAAAACAGAACGAUUCCAAUACACAGCCUUGUAGGGUUACUGUCAAGGCUGCCUAUUCAAAUCAUUCUAUCCUCAGUUCAGUCUGUAUGAGAAACAUCUCAUGAAGCAUAUCCCCUAACAGUCGGACCAAAGACAUAUGGUUUCAGAAUGAAGCGGUGCAUGAGUAUAAGAGUGCAGGCGAGACUACAGGGUCGUCACCAGGUGGGCACCCUCUCUACAAACAGCUCAGCAGUCCCCUCGUGACCUGCGCUAACACAACCAAAACAUCCGCCUGAAGCAAAUGUUUAUAACCAGCUAGCAUCAUUAGCCAGCAAUGUGUUGGAUAAGAUUCUGCUCCAAGAUUUUAGAAAGAGUUGGUUUGACUCUGUUCACUGAGGUAUCAAUUCACUUAUCACUUUCUUUUGAGAAACUAGACGACCUCUGCACCAUUAUGCUGAAGAAAAUCUUCCCCUUCAUAUUGAGAAGAUAGUCAGGUUGUAAAUUCUCUUUAGGACUAAGACCUGCCCCGCCCUUUACUAAGAACUGUAACAUGUUUACCCUGAUAAGCUUAACUUUGAACUCAGAUACGAUAGGUGCAUUGAAAGGUCUGAAAGGAACAUUAAGGAAGUUACAGAAGAUGAGAGAUUUUAAAUCUUUGAAUAUGGUAUGGGGAGGUUUGGGGUUUGUGAGGGUAAAAAUAAUAGAGCUCUGGAUUUAGUCAAAUAAAGGCAGCAACAGAAGACUACAAAGUCACAAAGUCCACAGAGUGUGAGAGGAAAAAGGAAUUUUGUAUUGUAGAAUGACCCUAGAUUUGACCUGAAAGCAAACAACCAUAGGACAAUCAGAUGGAACAAUGAUGCUUUAGCAGCAUUAACUGUGUACUUACUCAAACCCAAACUCAAGUUGUUUUUGUACCCUAACCAAACCUUAACCGUAGAGUGUAAGAGUACGCCAUAAAACAGAUUUAUGCUUCUUUUGGUUGCACUAAUAAGAGGUUACAAUGUAUUGUGUCGUUACAUUUAGAGGACUUGUUGAUUCCAAUAAAGACCAUGCUGUGAUAUAUCUACUGUAACUGCUUACUUGUGUAUUCAAAUUAUAUUCAUUAGUAUGUAUAUGUAGGGCUGACAUGUGUAUUCAAAUUGAUAUGUAUACAUGAUUCCAUGACAUGUAUUGAUGUGUAAUUGAUUUAUAGGGGAUUGAAAUGAUGAAGGUUAUUCUUGCCUGUCCUGAAGCUGGUGCGUAAUGUUCCUUGUAUAACAGGGUAAAAGUAGCAUUGUAAUAGUAUGAUAGUGUUACAGUGUUAUGCAUUUAUUAUUUAAAAGUGCAAAAAAACAAAUAAAUAAAUAAAGGUGUGUUGAAGUAACAAAA